Messenger RNA from Racocetra persica, 370 nucleotides. NCBI's taxonomy places the organism in Eukaryota, Fungi, Glomeromycota, Glomeromycetes, Diversisporales, Gigasporaceae. The record is from the annotation of a GenBank genome assembly.
UGAAAUAAUAGAAAUUGCAAGCUCGCAUCCUAAUUUACUUAGUCUUUCUUUUGAAGGUAAAGGUCCUGAAGGUGGUAAAAUUACAAACUUAUCUAUAAAAAAAAUUGCCGAAUUAUGUCCCAAACUUCAAUAUUUUAAUAUAUCUGAACGGGAGAAUAUAACUGACGAAUCUAUUUGUAUAUUACUACAAUUAUGUCCCAAUUUGCAAGAACUUAUUCUUGAACAAUGUAAUAUUACCGAUACAACUAUUAAUACUAUUAUAAAUUUACGUCACAAUCUUCAGAAACUUAAUAUUAUAUAUUGCGACCAGGCAGUAGAUAAUCUACUUGCUAUUAGAUUGGGUUGGGAUACAUCCUUAAAUCUUAUGUGA